This is a messenger RNA of Mycotypha africana, 1226 nucleotides long. RefSeq lists its product as uncharacterized. NCBI's taxonomy places the organism in Eukaryota, Fungi, Mucoromycota, Mucoromycetes, Mucorales, Mycotyphaceae. The record is from RefSeq and is a predicted model, not a curated record. The transcript has 4 exons. The coding region runs from base 70 to 1074 and encodes 334 amino acids.
AUUUUUGAUUGUUAUAUUUUUUUCUUAUUUAAGGGAAAAUGAUCGUUGUGCUCCUUUCAAAUCAAUGCGAUGAAUCAGAGUUUAAAGUAUGAACGUUGUAAACAGCAAACGGAAGCAAAGCUGCUAGAGAUUAAAGAUCUUGAAUUGCAGAUUUGCUACGUUCAGAAGCAACUGGAUCAGAAAAGAAAGUCCAUUUUACAAAAUAGACAGAAAGAAGAUUAUUUUGAUAAAUUAUGCCAUCACCAUGCAUACUAUCAGCAACAAUUAACAAAGUUACUUUCCUCUGCAGAAAAGAAUAAUCAAGAGAGCAUAAACAAUAGACCUACGACGCCCACUGGUGGCAAGCGCGAUCUCGCUGAAAUAUUAGGGACAACACCAGACGUUUUCAGCAAAAAAAUUGAGCAAAUUAUUGAACAACAACUCAAAUCAAAACAGAUGGCCUCAGAAAGAGAGUUAUUACAAAUACAACAACUGCUUGAUCGUCUACCACGCAAUGAUAGUACGAUAGUAUCAACUUUCAACAGAGUACUAAAACGUCUUAUCGCUGAAAUGGAAGGGUUGAAAGUGAAUGAUGAUAAUUAUAUUACACCUCGAGUCAAUAAAGAAAUUACAUCUGAACAGCAGACAAUUACAGAAAGAGAUAAGACUAUGUAUCAAUUAGAACAUCGAAAGAAAAUGAAUGCAUUGCUCAACAAAAAAGAAAAACUGGAAUCAGAAGCAAGAACAGUAGAACGGCAAUUAAUACGACGUGUGCGAGAGUUGCAUUCAGAUCCAGCCGUACAGUCAGCCUUAGUCAAAAACAUGAGAACAAAAUCAGGGAAUCAGCAAGUGAAGGCUGAACUACAAUCUGUUCUUUCACAAAUAGAAGAUAUGGAGAAGAAAAUUGAAACUAUACAAAAGGAUAAUUCAUUGACAGAAAUGGAAUCAUUAAUCUCGGACGUACUACGAAAGAUAAACCAGAAGCAAACAGAAAUCCAUAUUCUCGCCAAUGCUAACGAAGAACACCAAAAACUGAACAACAAUAUUGGAAAUAAGGUGAAUAUGACUUAUACGGACGGCAUUAAGUGGGUUUGAUACUGAAUGAUUUGGCAACCAUAUCUAGUUGAAGGAUAGAAAAGAAACCGAAUAUACGAAUCUAUUGGAAACGAUUGAGACCGUCAAAUCCAAUUUAUUGACUAGGUCACAACCUUUAAAAGAGACAAAAAAAGCAAUAACAGAAGAACAAG